AAACAUAAGCAAAACGACCAUCACAAUCAUCACUCACCAUGGAUUUCUCCUCGAUCAUGGCCGCCGAGAUCUCCAAGAAGCGGAAACCAGAGCCCUCUUCGAAAUCGUCCGCAGAACCCGCUCCUAAGAAAUACACGAAGCGCUCCGAACUUGAGGCGCAACGUCGCCGCGAAUACGAAGAAAAACAAAAGCGCCUAGAGAAAGAACGACGUGAGAGGGCUGAGAAGAAACGACAGGAGGAGGAAGAAGAACGCAAUCGUCGGGAGGCAACCAAGGCUAAGCAAAAACAACUCGCGGAAGAAAAGCGCCGUCGAAAGGAUGAGGAAGAAGCCAAACGAUUAGAGAAGGGGGGUCCGCUCGCCAAGGAGGGUUCAGAUGGUUUCGAUGAAACAAACGGUUCGGAAUCCAUGACGGAAGCUGAGGCAAUAGAAAGGUUACGGAGCAUGGGAGAGCCUGCCCGUUUGUUUGCCGAAACACAUGCGCAAAAGGUCCGCCGACUCAAGAGGCUUUUGGCAGCAUUAGAAAUCAAGAAUAGGGAGGCGACACCUCCGCUGUCGGAGGAGGAAAUGGUACUCAGUCCGGACGAUAUUCCUAACGACAAAGUUAAGGUGUACCGGCAACUCGCGGCAUGGUUCGCACUAGUUCUCUCGGAAUGGGAGAUUAUGCUCGAAAGCAGGCCGGCCGCACUCAAAGACUCGUUUCAAGGCAAAGCGGCAGCAAACUCGAUGACCCAAGCAAAGACGUAUAUGGUCCCGCUAUUCCGUCACUUCAAGCAAAAGGAUCUGCACGAAGAUAUAUAUACGAAGGUCUGUGAAAUCGUAGUGGAAGCUCAGGCCAGAAGAUACGUCCGCGCAAAUGAUGUCUACCUGAGAUUAAGUAUCGGAAAUGCGUAUGUUUCACCAGUUCUCCCCCCCCCGCGUUUGGAUGGGUACUAACUACUUGAAGUGCUUGGCCCAUUGGUGUUACCAUGGUUGGUAUCCACGAACGUUCCGCAAGAGAGAAGCUUCACGAGAAAGGAUUGGCAGCACAUAUCAUGAGCGACGAGGUUACGAGAAAAUUUCUUCAGAGCAUCAAGAGAUGCCUGAGCUUCUGUCAGACAAGAUGGCCCCCGGAGGAUCCAUUACAGCUUAUGGGGUAA
Tuber aestivum (summer truffle) is the source of this 1138-nucleotide messenger RNA. The record is from the annotation of a GenBank genome assembly. Lineage: Eukaryota; Fungi; Ascomycota; Pezizomycetes; Pezizales; Tuberaceae.